AGUGGCUGGGGGGCGGCCAUGCCUGGGGUCCUGGUUCGCAUCCUCUCUCUGCUGCUGGCGCCGCUGCUGCUGGGGCCGCUGCUGCUGGGCUCUGCGCACCGCUUGCGCGCGGAGCUGACCUGGAAUCCUCUCGUUGGCCACUGUCCUUUCUAAGGAAAUCGCCUUCCAGUGCCCACCUGCACAGAACUGGUGGGGACGCUUCAGGAGCAGAGAAAAUGGUGCUCUUCCGGCAGCUAUCCCUGGGCUCUAAGGCUGCCCUGGCUGCUGUCACUGUCUUCGUGUCCAUGAUCGUCUCCCGCUCCUAUCUGGCAGAGAGCCUUGAGGUCAGGGCCUGGCGCUGGCUGUUUCGCCUGCAGCUUGCCUUGUUUGUCAACUCACUGAUGCUUAUUGGCUCCCUCUACAUCUGGCGUUGCACAGUGAGCAACCUCUGCCACUCCCCAGUGGGGGAGUCGACCUGUUUCCAGCUUUGGAAGCUGGUCGUCGUGGCAUUUCUGGCCCUGGCCCAUUCCAGUUUCUUCACCAUGUUCUUCUUAGUGGCCGAGGAGCCUUAUCUCCUUUCCUUGGUAGCCUACUCUUGCCUGGGUGCUUACAUCAUCAUGCUUUUCUUCCUCUGCAUCCUCAAUAGCGUGGAGCAGGCCUACCAGCUCUUGGCCUGGCGCAGUGGUAGAAUUGUGGGCAGCCUUGACAAGACGAGGAAGCUGGUUCUCAGGCCUGCCCUGGCAGUGGUAGUGACUGCUGUGCUCAGUGUAAUGGGACUUCUGAAUGCUGCCCAACCCCCAGCUGUGAAAACCGUGGAGGUACCCAUUCAUCAGCUGCCCCCCUCUAUGAACAACCUCAAGAUUGUGCUUCUCUCAGACAUUCACUUGGGGCCCACAGUGGGCAGGACCAAGAUGGAGAUGUUUGUGAGGAUGGUGAACUCCCUGGAACCAGACAUCACAGUAAUCGUGGGUGACCUCUCUGAUUCUGAAGCCUCAGUCCUGCGGACGGCUGUCACUCCCUUGGGCCAACUUCAUUCACGCCUCGGCACCUACUUUGUCACAGGCAAUCACGAGUACUACACGUCGGACGUCAGUAACUGGUUUGCACUGCUGGAAUCCCUGCAUGUCCGGCCUCUUCACAAUGAGAAUGUGAAGGUUUCUGCCACUGGGGCCCAGCAUAAUGCUAAGGAAGACAAUGACUGGAUCUGCUUGGCAGGGGUGGACGAUAUUGAAGCAGACAUUCUGCACUACUCUGGCCAUGGGAUGGACCUGGACAAGGCUCUGGAGGGCUGUAGCCCAGACCAUACCACCAUCUUGCUUGCUCACCAGCCGCUGGCUGCUAAGAGAGCCCUCCAGGCACACCCAGAUAUAAACCUCAUUCUUUCUGGACACACGCAUGCAGGGCAGAUCUUUCCCAUGAAUGUGGCAGUGUAUCUCCUGAACCCCUUCUUUGCUGGUCUCUACCGAGUGGCCCAAGGAACAUUUGUGUAUGUCAGCCCGGGCACGGCCUACUAUGGGAUACCCAUGAGGCUGGGGAGCAGGGCAGAGAUCACAGAGCUUAUCCUGAAGCGGGCACCCUAAGCCUGCCCUGAGUGCCCCUGC
Molecule: messenger RNA, 1580 nt
Organism: Castor canadensis (American beaver)
Lineage: Eukaryota; Metazoa; Chordata; Mammalia; Rodentia; Castoridae
Source: RefSeq, a predicted model, not a curated record